AUGGUUUUCAUUCGACGAAUGUGUGCCAUUUCUUCAUUUCUCAUAGUACGUGUGAAUUAAGGAAAGUUGAUCAACAUCAGCUCGAAGUUUUGAGUGGAGAAAAAUGCGGCAUUCAAAAAUUAAGAAACGUUGAAUUUUUAGUCGAUAGUAGCCCUACUCUAUCUAUUUCUCCGCCUGUUGUGUAGAUAAUAUAUGGUUGCAGACGAAAACAAAACUCACUAGAGCGUCUCAUAAACUCCUUAUAUUAGAAUGAUGCUGGCGUCGUCUGCUGCAGGCAUCGUCGCACACCGCCUGGUGGCGCAGAAAUCGCGCCGGUGGAUAUGCCGGAGCACAAGCCAGCCAUUCACAACUACUUUGUUUUCGGUGAAGAGAUAUUACCAGCCUGGCAAGAACAAAAAUAAUAGCAGCCUUGUAAGGGGUAUUAGUGGCAAUAGAAUUCACGGCGGGCGUGGCAACAGUUUUACGAAAAAUACCAUAUGGUGUAUUACCAGAACAGCCGACUUAAAAAUUGCUGUCAACUUUUUCCCGAUUUCGGCUAUUUCGCGACGCACAAUGGCUUGGCUCAGUUCGCAAGAUCCCAACUCCUUUAGCAGCGCCAGCCUUGCAUUCAGUUCAGCUAUUUCUCCUACGUUUCGUAAUUGUUUAAACACUCGCAGUCAUGAAAGCGUUAUAUUUCUCCACAGUUGAAAAAAGACCGGAGGAAGCGGUGGUUAAGUCUUUCCACUGGGAUGUUGUUGUGGACUUCGACGCGAAGGUCCUUCGAGGUCAUGUCGACUUCGACGUGAGUCGAACAAAACCCGACGCUGAAUUUAUUCAUCUCGACAGUUCGGAAGAUCUCAAAAUUAAGGAGGCACUGUGCAUUGAUUCUGGGAAAAAACUUGAUAUGGAUCGAAGCGUUACGGACCCGAAAUUUGGUGUAUGCACUCGAGUCCGUCUUCCACCCAACGGAGAGCAAGCGAAGAUCCGUGUUCUUUAUGAGACUUCUUCUACGUCAUCCGCGCUUCAGUGGAUGACUAAGGACCAGACGGCGGGAAAGCGACAGCCCUAUGUAUACUCACACUCAGAGGCCAUCCAUUCACGAGCAUUACUCCCCUGUCAGGACUCACCAAACGUAAAAGCUAACUUUACUGUAAGGAUUCAGGUUCCUCAGGAAAUGGUGCCAUUGGUAUCGGCAGUUAAAACUGGGGAACAACCCGGUCCUGAUGGAAGUAAGGUUGUCCUGUUCGAGCAAAAGAUUCCUAUUCCGAUCUACCUACUCGCUCUCGCUGUGGGAGAUCUUGAGUCCAGAACGAUUAGUCCACGCACUGAUAUGUGGUCUGAAAAGGAAUAUGUUGAUAGAGCUGCUGUGGAUUUUGCCGAUACUGAAGAGAUGAUCAAAACCGCAGAAGACCUAUUGGGUCCUUAUGUUUGGGGAAGAUACGAUAUUCUCGUGCUACCGCCAUCGUUUCCAUUCGGCGGGAUGGAAAAUCCCUGCUUGACCUUCAUGACGCCUACAACACUGGCUGGUGAUAAGUCACUUGCAGACGUCGUAGCUCACGAGAUAUCGCACUCGUGGACCGGAAACCUUGUCACUAAUAAAAAUUUCGAACAUUUUUGGCUUAAUGAAGGUUUCACAAUGUAUGUUGAGCGGAAAAUCCUCGGUCGGAUGUUUGGCGAGUCCCGAAGACAAUUCUGUGCUCAAGAAGGGCUUAGGCAGCUUCAAUACACAAUAAACACAAUGGGAGCUGAUAAUGCGCUCACGAAGCUUGUUGUAGAUCUGAAAGGUGUGCACCCUGAUGAUUCGUUCUCCACUGUUCCUUAUGAAAAAGGACAUACCCUCCUGUACUACCUCGAGACACUGCUAGGUGCCGAUUCUCUGGAUGCUUUCCUGAAAGCCUAUGUUGAGCGGUUUAAGUAUAAAUCGAUCGUUACCGACGACUGGAAAUCGUUCCUGUACGAAUUCUUUGCCAACAAAAAAGACAUCCUUGAUAAAGUUGACUGGAACGCGUGGCUGUACAGUCCGGGAAUGCCACCAGUUAUUCCUGAAUACAAGAGCUGCCUGGGGAUUCCAGCUCAUGCCCUUUGCCAAAAGUGGCUACAAGCUUCAGAUAACGAGGUGACAUCAUUUACAAAAGAGGAGUUUGUGACUCUAAAUAACAUCCAGAAGCAGGAGUUCUUCGCGAAGCUUCUUGAAAUGAAACCGCUUAGUGUGGAAAAGGUGGCGCACCUUUCAUCAUUAUACGAGAUGGACAAGAUAAUUAAUUCGGAAGUUCGUUUCCGUUGGCUGCGACUCGGACUUCUAGCGCGAUGGGAAGGGAUUAUAGAGCCCGUUCAUUGUUUCCUUGCAGUGGUCGGACGGAUGAAGUUUGUAGGACCCCUUUUCCAAGAUCUAUCCGACUGGCCCGAGAAACGCCAAUUUGCAAAUGAUCUUUUUGAUAAACUCAAGCCAGGCAUGAUGUAUGUGACAAGGCAUAAAGUAGAGAAGAUUCUUCAUCCCAAUGCUUAAAAUCUACGUACGUAAAAAUAUGAUCUCAAUGCGAAUUGCAUUGAGAUCAGGCUUUUACGAAACAAUUCAAAAUUGGUUCUCUCCGUGUGUCUAGUGCGGAGGAAAGGGUGCUGAGAGAGGUCAGUUAUGAUAAGUAGUGCUAAAUGUUUUGAUCAAUAAACAUUUUAACAAAGGCUACGAUAAAAGAUCUUUUUCUACUAAUUAUUUCAGGGCCAUGUUGAACUGUUCAAUCGGGUACAUUGAAAUCGAUAUACAUUGAAUUUAGGUAAGAACAAAUAGCUAUAUC
Messenger RNA from Varroa destructor (honeybee mite), 2771 nucleotides. Its product is annotated as leukotriene A-4 hydrolase-like. NCBI's taxonomy places the organism in Eukaryota, Metazoa, Arthropoda, Arachnida, Mesostigmata, Varroidae. The record is from RefSeq and is a predicted model, not a curated record. Gene Ontology annotation, molecular function: aminopeptidase activity; zinc ion binding; metallopeptidase activity. Gene Ontology annotation, cellular component: cytosol. Gene Ontology annotation, biological process: peptide catabolic process; proteolysis.